Molecule: messenger RNA, 447 nt
Organism: Botrytis deweyae
Lineage: Eukaryota; Fungi; Ascomycota; Leotiomycetes; Helotiales; Sclerotiniaceae
Exons: 1
Coding region: 1-447 (148 amino acids)
Source: RefSeq, a predicted model, not a curated record
AUGUCUGACACUGUAGAAGCAAAUAUGCAAGAACCUCAACCACCACAAGUUGACGCGGUGACCGAGAAGCUAGAAGACCUUACCCUUGGGAAUGAUAGUGAUGAGGCCUGCGAUAAGCCUGAAGUCUCUGACAGCUCAAGUGAGUCUUCGCCUUCGCCUACUUGUAGUAAGCCCAUGACCCCUGGAUACAACGUGCCAGAGGCGACGAUUCAGGAACCACAACCGCCAGCGGUCGAUGAACUUACCAAGAGACUCGAUAAGCUGAAAGUAGCAAAAGAACGUGAGGAGAACCAAGGAGAGGAUGCUGAGGUUGAUGAGGCUGAUGAGGUGACCGAAGCUCAAGCAAUCAUAGACCGAAUCCGUGCUCAUCCUCGUCGUAAAAACCUUGGUCUACGGGUGCAGGCCUUGAUGUCGAAGUUUGAGAAGGAUGAGAAGAACGAGAAGUGA